Uranotaenia lowii is the source of this 357-nucleotide messenger RNA. It is a transcript of the gene lin-52, whose product is annotated as protein lin-52 homolog. The coding region runs from base 1 to 357 and encodes 118 amino acids. The record is from RefSeq and is a predicted model, not a curated record. Gene Ontology annotation, biological process: regulation of DNA-templated transcription. Gene Ontology annotation, cellular component: DRM complex. The transcript has a single exon. NCBI's taxonomy places the organism in Eukaryota, Metazoa, Arthropoda, Insecta, Diptera, Culicidae.
AUGUCUAACUCUGAUGAAAACAAGACUCCUAUCCAAAUCAAAGAAGAAAUUGACGACGAACCUAAUCUUAUGAGCCUGGAAAAGUUGGAACAAAACUCGCCGGAUAUUUGGUCGAAAAGGGGAGCACAGGGGUACAGCACACCAAACGUAAACUUUUCUCCUCCGGCAUGGACCAAAGGACUAACCCAGGAUGAUAUCAAUUCAAUGUAUCAACUAGGAGCCCUAUCUGCUAACGGAAUUAUUGCUGAAGUUAAAAAAAUUUACGACCAAGCGUACCAGUUGGGUGUUCAGGAGGCCAAAGAAAUGACCAGAGGUAAAUAUCUGAAUAUUUUCACAAACAAUCGCAAAAAACCAUAG